Daphnia pulicaria is the source of this 481-nucleotide messenger RNA. RefSeq lists its product as uncharacterized. The transcript has 4 exons. The record is from RefSeq and is a predicted model, not a curated record. Lineage: Eukaryota; Metazoa; Arthropoda; Branchiopoda; Diplostraca; Daphniidae. The coding region runs from base 65 to 481 and encodes 138 amino acids.
AGUAUAUAAAGGUAGAGUCUCUCCUCGCUAGAAGUUUUUGCAGUUUCAUAUUUAAUGGUGAACGAUGACAAAAAUACCGUUGAUUGCUGUUUUUUCGGUUUGGCUCUUUGUUGUUUAUGGCCAAAUACCCGUCAAUAACUUUGACCCUUAUCACGCCUAUUACAUUCCCUACUACACUUCAACGUUUACCAAUCAACCCAUUAAACACGUUAAGGAUGGAACGGCAGCUCAGUCUGGCGGAACUACUGAAUUCAAAAAUCAUCCGAGCAUUAGGGAUCUUUUCUAUCAGGGUGGCAUUUUUUUAAGAAUAAGACAACUUGAAGAAACGACUGCUAGUUUAUCAAGCCAACUGGAAGCGAUGCAAACUGCAUUAGACGCUAAGGCCGACAAAACAGCGUUGAACUUAAAGGCCGACAUAACAGCGUUGAACUUAAAGGCCGACACAACAGCGGUCAACUUAAAGGCCGACCAAACACGUUGA